Messenger RNA from Helianthus annuus (common sunflower), 2465 nucleotides. RefSeq names its product bZIP transcription factor 17. Lineage: Eukaryota; Viridiplantae; Streptophyta; Magnoliopsida; Asterales; Asteraceae. The record is from RefSeq and is a predicted model, not a curated record. The transcript has 2 exons. Gene Ontology annotation, molecular function: DNA-binding transcription factor activity. The coding region runs from base 179 to 2302 and encodes 707 amino acids. Gene Ontology annotation, cellular component: endoplasmic reticulum membrane; nucleus.
CUCUAGUCUCUAUUAAGUAACGUUUUCUAAACGGAAACUCACGAUACUUACUUUUUCCACCUUCAAACAAACACAAAACAAAUCCCUCUCUCUCUCUCUCUAACAAACAAAGCUCUAGAGUCUUCUUGCUCUUCGUCUCCGACGACCUCAACCCUAAACCCUAACCCUAACCCUAACAAUGGCGGACGAUCCACUACUCUCCGAUCCAAUUCCGCCGUUCUGCUCCUCCGGCGACCUCACAUUACCCGAUGAUUUCACCUUUUUUGACGAAGCCGGCUUGGAUAUCACCUUCGACGACUUCAAUCUCCCGUCAGACACCGAAGAUUUUCUCAAUUCGACGGUAAAUCGCUCUAAUCUCUUUGAUCUAUCAACUUCUGAUCCUGAAUUUCAUGAUUUUGUCUCCAAUUGCUCUCCAAAUUGUAACGAAAAUUGCUCCGGUAAUUGUUCUGGAAAUUACGGUUCGGAUGUUGCCGGAUUCCUUAAUAUUCCGUCACCGGACGGUUCCGGUGUCGGUGACGGUUAUGGUGAUGAAAGUAUGAAGUCAGUUAGGGUUUUAGACAAUUUGUUGACGGAAUCGAGAGACGAGAAUCCGGUUUCGUCUCAAGGAUCUGGAAAUUGCGGUUCUGAUGGAUCGGAAGGUGCGAUGAAUAAUUCGAUGAAUUGUCCGUCGCCGGAGUCUGGAAAUUCGGUUGUGGAACAGAAGGUGAAGCGGGAGACGGAGACGGUGACGGUGUUGAAGAGGAAGAAUGAGAGUUGUGAUGUGAAUUCGACGGUUAAGUAUAGGAGGUCGAAUGAGGCGUCUGGAAUGACGGAGGAUUCGAGUCAGGUUGAUGAGAAGGACGAGAAGAAGAAGGCGAGGUUGAUUCGGAACCGUGAGAGCGCGCAGCUUUCGCGGCAGAGGAAGAAGCAUUAUGUCGAAGAGUUGGAGGAUAAAGUUAGGGCAAUGCAUGCGACUAUUCAGGAUUUAAACGCUAGGAUUACUUACUUCGCAGCCGAGAACGCGACUUUGAAGCAGCAGAUGGUUACUGGUGCCGGUGCUGGUGGUGUCGGUGGUGGUGUGUGUGCUCCGCCUGUGAUGUACCCGCCGCACCCUGGGAUGGCGCCAAUGGGAUAUCCAUGGAUGCCGUGUCCGCCUUACGUUGUUAAACCGCAGGGGUCUCAAGUGCCGUUAGUCCCAAUACCGCGACUGAAGCCUCAACAACCGGCAUCUUCACAGAAAUCUAAGAAGGUUGAGGUAAAGAAAGGUUCUGAAGGUGUAUCGAAAACUAAAACGAAAACUAAAAGGGUUGCGGGCAUUAGUUUUGUCGGAUUGUUGUUAUUUAUCUUGCUGUUUGGUGGGUUAGUUCCGAUAAUGAAUGUCAAGUUAGGUGGAGUAGUAACAAAUGGUGUUUAUUCCGUUAAGUCUAAUGAUUAUAAGAUAUACAAUCAGCAACAUCAUGGAAGAGUGUUGAUGAGUGACGAUCAUUUAAACGGGACUAAUCGUAACGCGAGUGAGCCGCUUGUGGCGUCUCUUUACGUUCCGAGGAACGAUAAGCUUGUGAAAAUCGACGGGAAUCUGAUAAUCCAUUCGGUUCUAGCGAGUGAGAAAGCUAUGGCGUCUAGGGAAGAACAAGGGAUGAGUAAAAAAGAAGAUCUCGGUUUGGCGGUUUCGCAAGAUUUGGUCCCUGCGAUUUCUAUUCCAGCGGUAAAAUUGAACGGUGGAAGACAACCACAUAUGUAUAGGUCUUCAAGUGAUCAUCAAAGGGCUCUGGCAUCAGAUAAGGAGAAUUUGAAGUCGAAACAUGCUGAUGGUAAAUUGCAACAGUGGUUUCGCGAAGGCCUUGCUGGACCUAUGUUGAGUUCCGGCAUGUGCACCGAAGUAUUUCAGUUUGACGUAUCGUCAGCCAUAGUUCCCGCCACAUCAGUAGUCAACAUCACCGCCACUGAAAACCACCACAACUCAACUUACAUCAGCACCAUGAAAAACCGAAGAAUCCUCCACGGUCUUCCGGUUCCCCUUUCCACUUCCGCCGUUAACCUCACAAAAGAACAAGUGUCGGCGGCGACAGAAGCAAACGAUCACGACUCAAACCACAACGAACCGCACCACAAAAACAAUUCUGUCUCACCGAUGGUGGUUUCUGUGUUGUUUGAUCCCCGUGAGGCGGGGGAUGGCGGUGAUGUGGACGGUGUGAUGGGUGGCGGCGCCAAGGGUAAGUCGUUUUCGAGAAUAUUUGUCGUGGUUUUGUUAGACAGUGUGAAGUAUGUGACGUACUCUUGCAUGCUUCCGUUAAAGGGAGCUAGUCAUCUAGUUACAGCUUAAAAGUAUGAAAGUUUUGUAGAUAGAGUCAAAGUCAAGAGUCAAGAGUCAUAAUAUGGAUGUGUUGUACUUUUGAAUCUAAUGGUGGUCUAGAUAUAGUAUGACUUAUGAAACUCAUGCCUAAGGCUAUCUAAUUAAUAGAAAUAAUGAUAAAGUUAUAGUUCCA